Zerene cesonia (dogface butterfly) is the source of this 4369-nucleotide messenger RNA. RefSeq lists its product as uncharacterized. The record is from RefSeq and is a predicted model, not a curated record. Bases 1 to 4266 code for a protein of 1421 amino acids. Lineage: Eukaryota; Metazoa; Arthropoda; Insecta; Lepidoptera; Pieridae. The transcript is spliced from 14 exons.
AUGGCGCGGUUGGUUUUGUGGGCUUUAGCCCUGCUUGUGGCAGGCGGGGCCUCGGAUCCGGUCGAGCCGAAUGUAACUCCACCGAAAAUAGCGGACUCGGUGUUUUUGAAGAAACAAGUUGAUCUCCUGACACUAUACUUUCACGUGAACGAACCUCUUCAAGACCCCGAGUUAAAAGCCAUCGCUGAUUCGUGGGAUCUUGAGAGCAACAUCGAGAGAUAUAGUAAUGUUACCGCCGUAAAAGUCUUCACUAGUCUCAAGAACUAUGACAUGCUUCUGCCUCGUUCCGUACCUUUCUUAAUAUUGGAACCCACACACCAAUUCGAAGCUGUUACAUUAUUCAACCUCUUCCUAUCUGCUAAAGAUUAUGACACCUUCUACAAAACAGCUGUAUAUUUACGCGAUUUUGUUAAUGAAGGUCUAUUCGUAUAUGUAUUGGCCGUUGCUACAGUUCAUCAUCCUGAAACCCAGGGUAUCAUUGUGCCACCCCUGUAUGACGUGUUCCCCUCAUAUUAUCACAAUGGAGAAAUCAUGAACAUUGCUCACAGGGUUAACACUCACGGCAAACGCUUGAUUGAGCACUAUCCACAAACCUUCGUAUGGGAUGACAAUGUUGUAAUCAGAUGGAAUACUACAAUCUGGCCCUAUCUAGAAAACAGUGACAUUGUUACCUCUUACUACUCACAGGAUUACGCACUAAAUACCCUGUAUUAUAACAAUCACGUAACGUACCCCUUCUGGCUGAGCGGAAAGAAUGGGCCACUCCGAAAAUAUAAACGUGGAGAAUAUGUGUGGUUCUUCCACAAGCAGUUAUUGAACCGCUACUAUAUGGAACGUCUUUCGAACGGGUUGAGCGAAGUUCCGGAACUAGGAUUCGACGUUGUCGAGGAUGGUUUCACAAGCGGUCUUGUAUAUCAAAACGGUAUACCUUUCCCAGCGAGACCUAACAACCUUCACGUGAAUCAUCCGAUGUAUUUGGAAAUAGUUGAUCAAAUAAAAACAUACAUACGCCGCAUUAAAGAUGCAAUUGAUUUGGGUUAUGUAGUAUCGAGCUCAGGUGAGCAUAUUAAUUUAAGAACCCCUGAUGCUAUCAACGUUAUCGGAAAUGUCAUAGAGGGAAAUGUGGAUUCCCCGAACUUAAACUUCUAUGGCAGCCUUAUCAAUUCCUGGAAACUUCUCCUUGGAAACGCAAUAACUAACGGCAACAUGUAUUCAAAGCAACAUGUACCACUCGUCGUACCUUCAGCACUGGAGAAUUAUCAAACAAGCAUGUGGGAUCCAGCAUUCUAUAUGAUUUGGAAGCAAGCUUUUAAACUUUUCUCAUUAUGGUCAUCAUACUUGCCAGAGUAUACACACGAAGAGUUAGCGCUCCCAACAGUUAAAAUUAAGAAGGUGGAAGCUGAUAAACUAGUCACUUACUUUGAAUACAAGUACUUGAAUGUUACAAACGCCCUGUAUUUGAACUCAGAUGAAAGUAAAGUGGUGGCUGACGAUAUCAGCGUUUUAGUUCAGAGACCUCAACUGACCAAUAAGGUAUUCACGAUUCGCGUGCACGUAAAGAAUGACGUAGCUAAGAAGGUCGUAGUCAGAUUCUUCUUAGCACCUAAAUACGACAGCAAUGGGUACGAAAUUCCAUUACACCUAAACACUGAGAAUAUCUUCCAGUUGGAUCAGUUUGUGUACCAAUUGCCAGUUGGAGAGCAUGUCAUCAAACGCGAAUCCACUGGAAAUAUAUACACAAUUGACCAAUGGUACUCCAGUUACGAAGUGUACCAGAAAGCUCUAGAUGCAUUAAACGGCAAAGGACAAUUUGUGGUUGACGGCAAGCAGUUCUUCGACGGUUAUCCUCGCCGAUUGAUGUUGCCUAAAGGUCGUGUUGGAGGUAUGCCAUUCCAGUUGAUCGUGUUUAUAUCCGACUAUGUGGCACCAGAAACUCCAUACGGCAAGGGGGUGAAUCCCGAACAGACCUUCGGUAUCGGCACGGGCGCCCGCCGCAUGACUGCCUACCCCCUGGACUAUCCGUUCGACCGUCCGUUGCACCAAUACCAGAUCGAGAAUCUGAGCAAUGUGCUAGUCCAAGACGUACUCAUUUACCACAAACCGACUCCCGAAAUAUACGCACAGUUACCGCUCGGUCUGACAACCAUGAAGACUGUCUUAGUCCUAGCGAGCUUGGUAGCCCUGGCUUUUGCCGGGAGCUUUGAAGUUCCGCCUCAAUCACCGAAAGUUUACAAGGAGAAGUCUGUCGAUAAUGAGUUCGUUUCGAAGCAGAUGGAAAUACUGAAGCUCUUGUACCACUCUGGUCAAUUAAACCCCGACGCUGAGUACUAUAAAAUCGGCAAGGACUAUGACAUUGAAGCUCACAUCAAUAACUAUUCUAACCAGAAAGCUGUUGAGGAAUUCUUGGACUUAUGGAAAGUUGGAUUCCUUCCCAAAAACAUUCCAUUCUCGAUCUUCAAUGAGAAAUCAAAACAAGAGGCAAUAGCUUUAUUCCACGUGCUUUACUACGCUAAGGACUUCGACACCUUCUACAAGACUGCAGCUUUUGCUCGCAUUUACUUGAACGAAGGCCAAUUCGUUUAUGCUUACUACAUCGCUGUGCUUCACCGCGCUGACACCAAGGGAGUGGUUCUGCCGGCUCCUUAUGAAGCGUACCCAGAACUGUUCACCAACGUAGAUGUUUGGUACAAAAUCAACCGCGUCAAGAUGGAAAAAGGCAUCAACGAUGUUGAAUUUGGACGCGAAUAUGGUAUUGUGCAAGAGAGCGACAAAUACGUCUUCUACGCUAACUACUCUGACUACUUCACCUACCCUGGUGACGAACACAAGAUUUCAUACUUCACUGAAGAUAUUGGUCUUAACGCUUACUACUACUACUUCCACGCUUUCUUCCCAUUCUGGUUGGAGGGCGACGUACAGUCCGUUCUGAAGGAACACCGUGGCGAGAUCUACUACUACUUCUACCAACAACUCUUGGCUCGCUACUACCUUGAACGUCUAACUAACGGUAUCGGUGAAAUUAAGGAAUUAUCAUGGAACAGCAAAAUUGAAACUGGUUACAGGCCUAUGAUGAGAUACUACAACAACUUCGUUCAAAGACCUCAAUAUUAUCAAAUUCCUUACGAAUCCCAUGUCAAGGAACUGCAAGCACUUCAGGCUUACGAAAAUAGCUUCAUUGAAAAACUGCUACAAGGACACGUUAAGUUCUUCAACCAGGACGUUGACUUCCACAACUCUAAAUCUGUUAACUUUGUUGGAAACUUCUGGCAAACCAACGCUGACUUGUAUUCAAAAGUUGGUCCAUGGAAGCAGUCUUACUCUUAUGAAGGAGUUGCUCGUUACGUUUUGGGUGGUGCCCCUGAAUCUUUUGACAAGUACAACUUUGUACCGGCUGCUCUUGACUUCUACCAAACAUCUCUCCGUGACCCAGUCUUCUAUCAGCUCUACAGCAAGAUCUUGAAAUACUUCAUUGACUUCAAGAAAUCCCUUACUCCAUACACACAAGACGUCCUUCACUACGUUGGUGUUAAGAUUAAUGAUGUUAAAGUUGAGAAAUUGGUUACCUACUUCGACUACUACGACUUUGAAGUUACCAACACUGUCGCUUUGAACCAAGAAGAAGUGAAAUCUAACAAAUUCCCCUACUAUGUUGUCCGCCAACCCCGUCUUAACCACAAACCAUUCACCGUAUCCGUUGACGUUAAAUCUGAUGUUGAUGGUGACGCAGUAUUUAAAAUCUUCCUUGGACCUAAAUAUAACAGCCAAGGUUACCCCAUCUCUCUUGAAGAUAACUGGAUGAACUUCGUUGAGUUGGACUGGUUUGUGCAGAAACUUAACAAGGGACAAAACAAGAUUGAGCGUAAAUCCUCAGAGUUCUACUACGUCAAAGAAGAUUCCGCUCCCGUCCGCGAAGUACUCAAGAUGCUCGGAGAAGGCAAAGUACCAGUUGACAUGUCUGUCAAGCCAGGUGCAUUCCCGCAACGACUUGUUCUUCCUAAGGGUAACAAGGGAGGUUAUCCAUUACAAAUCUUCGUCGUUGCCUACCCAUACCAACAGUCCGACAAGCAAGUCGAUGCCAUCAAGGUAUUCGGCAACGACAACAAGCCUUUGGGCUACCCUCUGGACCGCCCAGUCAACGAAGUCUACUUCAAGCAACCCAACAUGUUCUUCAAGGAUGUUAGCGUAUACCAUGAAGGAGAACUCUACUCUUAUGAGUACAAUGUUCCUUACUAUACCAUUCAUCAUAAUGAAGUUAACAAACACUAAAAGGAGAGAGAAAAGUGAUCUAUUUUAUGAUAAAUUCAAUGUUUAUUUAAUAAAAUAUGUAUAAAUAAAACAAUAUUUAAUUAUUUCAAUUUUAUUUCAUUUA